Molecule: messenger RNA, 2368 nt
Organism: Pelagomonas calceolata
Lineage: Eukaryota; Pelagophyceae; Pelagomonadales; Pelagomonadaceae
Source: the annotation of a GenBank genome assembly
GCCGCUAAGCUCUCGCGCGCCUUUUGGUUUUGCUCUCCGUUUUGGCAGCGCACGGCCAACCUGUGGCCUGAGAAGCUGCCACGCGCUGCCACGCGCUCUCACAGCCAUGGACGCUUUCUGUAGCCCCAAGGCCAAACCGGGAAGCGCCUUGCAGGCUGCAAACAACACGAAACCGCAGGAUCUGACCGCGCCCGCGGCGAAGGCGCCAGCGACCGCUCAAAAGACACAGCAAAACGCCGUCGCGGCGACGCCGGCCGUAAAGCCGCCCGCGCCGCCCAAGUCGACGUCGGAGAAAGCCGCCGGCGCGCCGCCCGCCGAGGCGGCGCCCAAGAACGAGGCGAAGACGCAGAAGAAGGUCGCCCAGGGCACGUGGUCGUCGUCCGUGCGGCGCCAGCUCGAGAAGGCCGACGCGCGCGCCGCCGCCGCCCUCCAAUCCAAUGAGAUCACGACGGAGGCGGUCGAGCGCGUCCUCGCCGGCAUCGGCGAGUGGCCGACGCAGGCGCGGCCGAACGUGUCGCCCGACGCCAAAGCCGUGACCGGCAUGUGCCUCGGCGCCGUGAACGUGCUCGGGGGCGUCGGCAUGCAGCUCUCGGCCGUGAGCCAGAACUUCCAGAACCUGGUGAAGCUCGUCUGCGCGUGGACGACGAAGGAGCUCCCGGACUUUCCGUUCUCGUCGCUGCAGAUCAACUACAACUACGCCGUCGCGCGCGGCGUCCCACGGCGCCUUCCCCUGUCACCGCGCGGCGAUGGUGUGGAGAUGGAGCGCCGUCGCGGCGAUGGCGUGGACGCGGAGCUUCGCGCACGCAGGCCAAGAAACAUGUCGACGGCAACAACAUCGGGCCCUCGCACAUCAUCAGCCUCGGCGACCACGCGGGCGGCGAGCUCUGGGUCGCGGACACGUUCGUCGAGAAAGAGAACGACAAGGGCGAAAAGGUCCUGCGCGGCGGCGGCGGCGAGAGCGUCAUCAAGUGCCACCGCGCCUGGAAGCUCUUCGACGGCAACAGCGAGCACUACACGAUGCCCUUCCGCGCGGCGCCCGGCAAGGCGGCGCCGACGCGGAUCUCGAUCGUGGCCUUCUCGCACAGCUCCUACAACAAGAUGCCGGAGGAGACGGCGGGCGAGAUGCGGGCCCUGGGCUUCACGGCCGGGAGUAGCGACGGCAAGGAGCUGCCGUACUUCGAGGCCUUCCGCAUCGACCCGUGUGGAAAUCAACCAGUGAGUUAGGUUAACCUCCACGCCAUCGAGCCGACGCGGUCACGGGGACAACAUCGCGUCGAUGGCGUGGGGCGCCCGAAAUUUGAUUUCCACACAGGCAUCGACAAGUCGGAGCUGACGGGAGAGGGCCUCGACGCGUACUUCGCGCUCCGCGACGACCGGCGGAAGGCGCGGCCGCCGCCGUCCGCGCCGGGCGCCGUCGGCGUCGAAUGCAACGGCUACUCCGCCGGCAAGGGCGCGGGAUGGUUCAGCUUCGUGCGCGGCCGGGCCGCCAAGCGUGCCCGCAUCGACGCCUUCUUCAAGCCCAAGGCCCCGGCCGCGAAGCUCGGGCCGGCGACGUGGGACGCGCCGAAGCGGACGAACCCCGUGUCGACCAAUUUAGAAGUCAAGCCGACGGUCGACGACGCCGGCCUCGUGACGAUCCAGCUCCCGAAGAACCGCGUGGGCCUCUGGUUCCUCGCUGUGUGGAAAUCAAAAUUUUACGGCGCGUUCGUGCUGAGUCAUCGCGUCGACCCCCACGCCAUCGACGCGACGCCUGCUCGAUGGCGCGGCGAUGCCGGUUCCUCACCGCUCGACCGAACCAGGACGGCCGCGUCAUCGCCGAGAAAUGAGUUAGUGAAGAAUUGUCGGUGCACCCGACACACUGGUUGAUUUCCACACAGGUUCCUCGAGCUGGAAGAGAAGAACGGCGACCUGCGGUGCGUCGCGCUGGAGCGCUUCGACCUCUACAACAAGGUCGAGGCGCAGUCCGAGGCGUUCCACGCCCACGUCGCGCGGAUGCCUGCCGGGCGCGUCGCGCUCGUGUCGAUCACCGACACGGCCAUGGCCAAGACGAGGCCGCUGCCGAAGCUCGUCUACGACACGCUGCGCCUGCUGGGCGGCGAGGACCACAUCGAGCCGAUCGGGUACCGCAUGCCCUUCGGGUUCGUGGGUGUCCGUGGCGCCGCGGCGGGCACGGCGAUCUGCGCGCUGGACAAGACGAAGGUCAUCCUGCGCCUCGAGGCGACCGUGCGGCGCGACGACGGCGUUGCCCUGGACGGGAAGUCCGUCGAGCGGUUCGACAUCACGGAGCACAUCCUCUCGAGCACGGAAGGCGACGGCGCCGCUGCCGCCGCGUAGAGCUGGGCGGUAGUAAGGUUGAUUGUUAUACGAC